GGUUCUUUUCGAAAGAAAGAUUAUUUUUGAUGUGUACUAAGCCUCUCUUCCAAUCCAGCCUCAACUGAAGUGCAACUCAAACAUCCCUAUUAAAGAUGGCGUUGGCAAGAUGUUGUCGAUGAAGCUAUCAAAUAAAAGGCAUGUCUUGUCCUUCACCAGACUCUUCAACGCACAAAAGUUAUUUCAAAGAAAAGAAUAAAGAUUCUGUAGAAAUAACAGCAAAGGAAGCAAAAACCUCUGAACCAAGGCAACUGGAUGUCAUACAGAAUCAUGCCAUCAAUUCAACUCAAGAUUUGGAAGUGAAGCAUAGGAAGCGAAGUGGGUCUAAGAGUCUCAAGGCCAAAUUCAAAUCAAAGUUAAAGAAACUCAAGUUGACAAUCUAUGACCCAAUUUUAGAAGUAGCUGAAAUUGAAAAUGAUUUUGUAACUUGGAGUGAACAAAUCACAGUGGUAAAUUCAGGUGGUUUAGCAGAACACUGUCAUGAUAGAAAAUUGCUUGGAAAGAGAAUAUUCCAUCUUAUUAACAAAAAAGAAUUCAAGCAUUUGAUGCCAGAAAACCUGAAGUGUUACAAUGCAAGAGAUGUAAGAGAUUGGUGUCUCCAAGAGUUGUGCAUGUUAUCUGACCUUUCACUAUUGGCUGUACUGGAAGGUAAUGAUUGGGGAGCAAAGAGUGAAAAAGUAAAAGACAGUGAAGAGGUAGCUUCAACAUCAAUUGAAAAAGCCAAUGACAGCUCUUCAAAAGAGGGCGAAGGUAAUAUGCAUGUCAUAGAGGAUAACAUUCUUCUCAUAGAGGAAGAUAAAGCAAAGAAUUUGAUUACAAAAGAACAAAAUGAUCACGAGAUUUUUGAAGAAAUUGUCAAGAUACCAGAUCAAAAUGAAAUUGAUGAGUUACUUAAUGCUGCUGAAAAAAGAGAAGAUCAAAUGGAAAUCAACAAACUCACUGAAAAGGAAGCUACUGGUGAUGACUUGAAUAUGCUAGAGCUGGAACUGCGUGCAAGAGCUUUAAAAUCAUUUAUUAAGUCACAAGAAAUGAAAAGGUCAAAAACAUCAUAAAAUGAUGCUAAGUACAAGCACAUUGGUGUAAACCUGUCAUGUGUAUCAUACCAGCUAAAAUGCAAGAGAGACAAAACUGGCAGAAAUAAACCUUAUUCUCAAACUGUGCAUAUUGUAAAUAUUGUAUUCAGUAUUUUAUACUCAAUUCAUUAUCACUUUUAUUAUCUGAGCAUCUCGGUCACUCAUUAAAUUUCCUUUUGUUUUGGAGGUAUUUAUUUAGGCAGUGCACAAAUCAAGCAGUUUAUAAUUAUUUCUACAAAUCAUAUUUAACAAACAAAGAAAUAGACUGUUACAAAAUUUUGAGAGUGAACUUCAGAUAACAUUGAAAUACACACUUCAAAUUUACAUUUGAAAAAUAUGCACAGCUAGAGUGCCCAAUGUCUUGGAAAAAAACAAAUGCUAGACUACAUAUUUCUCUUUAGGUUUCACCUUAUCAAUGAACAUGUGUGUGCCUAUUUAAGGGAUUAAGUGCUCAUUCAUAGGAGGUAAUCAUUAAGUUUUUGACUGUUAUAGGGAGCACCCUUGAUAAGUGGGGUGCUCAUUUGAGGGUUUCACUAAAGGUCUACAGAAUUAGAGUAUUUGGUUUUUAGAAACUAUGAAUUUAGUGCUUUAUUGACAAUAUCUUUCUUGUGGAAAUUUUGGUAUUUGCUUUUUAUAAAACAUUUAGUACACA
This is a messenger RNA of Rhopilema esculentum, 1725 nucleotides long. RefSeq lists its product as uncharacterized. Gene Ontology annotation, biological process: regulation of apoptotic process. The record is from RefSeq and is a predicted model, not a curated record. NCBI's taxonomy places the organism in Eukaryota, Metazoa, Cnidaria, Scyphozoa, Rhizostomeae, Rhizostomatidae.